UAGUUGCUCAUCAGUAUGCACACACUCCAAACUCUCCAAGCCAAACCCACCUUCCUCUCUUUCACUGUCAUGGCAUCCAUGGCUGCCUCCUUCUCAAAUUGCAUUUCUCUUCUUCUCCUCAUAACCCUUUUCAUGUCUCCGCAAAUUCAUGCCAGAGACAGUCAGUUCUUCAGCAAAGUUACCCAUGUCACCAUCCCCACCCACAACAACAACAAUGUUGUUAAAGAGACAGAGCCUCCCAAAAAGGAAGAACCCGUAAACAAACCAGAGCAAGAGCCUUCUUUCAUGCCUGAGACUGAAAGCAGCUAUGGCCUAUACGGCCAUGAGUCUGGUCAGUUUGCCCCAACCACCACCACCACCACAACUUACAAGCCAUACAAGACAGAGCCCGAGCAGCACACAGACAAGUACCCCAACAAGUACUAUUUCAACAACGAUGCCUACAAUACCAACCAAAAUGAAUUCACCAACACCAAGCUCACAGGAACUGGUUACAGCAACAACAACAACUACUACAACUACAAGACUGACGCCUAUGGAAGAAACCAAAAUGAGUUCAACUCUGUGGCGAAUCAGAACAACCACCAGAAAUAUUACUACAACAAUGACAACAGUGCAGUCAACGACAGGUACUUCGACAACAACAACAACGCUGUCAAUGACAGAUACUUCUACAACAAACAUGCUACAAAGAACAGUUACCACUCCAACAAUAAUGUUGCAAAUAACAGGUACAAUGGUGAGAAGCAAGGCAUGAGUGACACAAGGUUUAUGGAGGGUGGGAAAUACUUCUAUGAUAUUAACUCAGAGAAGUAUGACCAAACCCUCUACGGAGAUUCAUCCAGAGGAGUGAACUCUAGGGGCUGGGAAAACAACAAGGGUUAUUUUGGCAACAACAAUGCAAAAUCCUAUGAGAACAAUAACUCAUUUGAGGGUUACCAGAACCAGGAGGAGUUUGAGGAAGAACCCGAGGACUUUGAGCCAUGAGCAUGUUGGAUCGUGGACAGAGUGAAGAAUUCACUUUGCCUUUGGGUGUUGGGUGUGUCUGUUUCAUGUUUUCUCAUGCUUUAGAUUAAAAGAUUUACAAAAAUGUCGAGGAAUAUGUUUAUUUAUGGUGGGUUCUUACUUAGCAGUAAUACUAUCAGAUCUUGUUUCUGGAUUUGCGUAGUUUGUGUUAUGAUCUGGAAAUUUGCAUAAAGUAUAUUGUAAACAUGAUAUUUUUGCUUAUAGCUAUCAGUAAGUGGUAUGACUGAGGUAAGCUUGCUUCUUUC
Messenger RNA from Neltuma alba, 1271 nucleotides. RefSeq names its product protein E6. The coding region runs from base 16 to 987 and encodes 323 amino acids. The transcript has a single exon. The record is from RefSeq and is a predicted model, not a curated record. NCBI's taxonomy places the organism in Eukaryota, Viridiplantae, Streptophyta, Magnoliopsida, Fabales, Fabaceae.